This is a messenger RNA of Arabidopsis thaliana (thale cress), 1965 nucleotides long. RefSeq names its product Pentatricopeptide repeat (PPR) superfamily protein. The transcript has a single exon. Bases 1 to 1965 code for a protein of 654 amino acids. Lineage: Eukaryota; Viridiplantae; Streptophyta; Magnoliopsida; Brassicales; Brassicaceae. The record is from RefSeq and is marked reviewed.
AUGUUGAAGCUUCUGCUUCCCCAACAUAGAACAUCAGUUUACUUGUUCAAGUUUCAAUUUUUCAACUUUAGAUUCUUAUCUCAAUCUCCUUCUCUGUCAAAUUCGGCAUCUUCUUUCUCUUCUUCGAGUCUGGCUGAAGCAAUACUGAAAUGCAGAUCAGCGGAAGAAGCGUUCAAGCUGUUCGAAACGUCUUCGAGAUCUCGAGUCUCCAAGUCAAACGAUCUUCAAUCUUUUUCGGCAGUGAUUCAUGUUUUAACCGGAGCUCACAAGUAUACGCUCGCCAGAUGUUUGAUAAAAAGCCUCAUAGAACGUCUGAAACGCCACAGUGAGCCGAGUAACAUGUCUCAUAGACUUUUCAAUGCUCUGGAAGAUAUUCAGAGUCCAAAAUUCAGUAUCGGAGUGUUUAGUCUAUUGAUUAUGGAGUUUCUGGAGAUGGGUUUGUUUGAAGAAGCUCUUUGGGUGAGUCGAGAGAUGAAAUGUUCACCGGAUUCAAAAGCUUGUCUUUCGAUUUUGAAUGGCUUGGUUAGAAGGAGACGGUUUGAUUCAGUUUGGGUUGAUUACCAACUUAUGAUCUCUCGUGGGUUGGUCCCUGAUGUCCACAUUUACUUUGUUUUGUUUCAAUGCUGUUUCAAGCAAGGUCUUUACUCCAAGAAAGAGAAACUUCUUGAUGAAAUGACGUCGUUAGGGAUCAAGCCGAAUGUUUAUAUCUAUACCAUAUAUAUCCUUGAUCUCUGUAGGGAUAAUAAGAUGGAGGAAGCGGAGAAAAUGUUCGAGUUGAUGAAGAAACAUGGUGUUCUUCCAAACUUGUAUACUUACAGUGCAAUGAUUGAUGGUUACUGCAAGACCGGUAACGUGAGACAAGCUUACGGAUUGUAUAAGGAGAUUCUUGUUGCUGAAUUGCUGCCAAAUGUUGUUGUUUUCGGUACAUUGGUCGAUGGAUUUUGCAAAGCUCGCGAAUUGGUAACUGCGAGGAGCCUUUUCGUGCAUAUGGUGAAGUUUGGGGUUGAUCCUAAUUUAUAUGUUUAUAACUGUUUAAUUCAUGGACAUUGCAAAUCAGGGAACAUGUUGGAAGCAGUGGGAUUACUUUCUGAGAUGGAAAGUUUGAAUCUUUCGCCUGAUGUAUUCACUUACACUAUACUUAUCAACGGGCUAUGUAUUGAAGAUCAGGUAGCAGAAGCAAAUCGAUUAUUUCAGAAGAUGAAGAAUGAGAGAAUUUUUCCGAGCUCUGCGACUUACAACUCGCUGAUUCAUGGGUAUUGUAAAGAAUACAAUAUGGAGCAAGCUCUGGAUUUGUGCUCUGAGAUGACAGCAAGUGGUGUAGAACCCAACAUCAUAACCUUUUCUACUUUGAUCGAUGGUUACUGCAAUGUGAGAGACAUAAAAGCUGCAAUGGGCUUGUACUUCGAGAUGACCAUCAAAGGUAUAGUUCCUGAUGUUGUGACCUACACAGCUUUGAUUGAUGCACAUUUCAAGGAGGCCAACAUGAAAGAAGCACUCAGGCUGUAUAGUGACAUGCUAGAGGCAGGAAUCCACCCCAAUGAUCACACGUUCGCUUGCCUAGUAGAUGGAUUCUGGAAAGAAGGACGACUCUCUGUUGCCAUCGAUUUUUAUCAAGAAAACAAUCAACAGAGGAGCUGUUGGAAUCAUGUGGGGUUUACAUGCUUGAUUGAAGGGUUGUGUCAGAACGGCUACAUUCUUAGAGCUAGCAGAUUCUUCUCAGACAUGAGAUCCUGCGGGAUAACCCCUGACAUAUGCAGUUACGUUUCAAUGUUAAAGGGCCACCUCCAAGAAAAGCGUAUUACUGAUACAAUGAUGUUGCAGUGUGACAUGAUCAAAACUGGGAUAUUGCCAAACCUUUUGGUGAAUCAAUUGCUAGCCAGGUUUUACCAAGCGAAUGGAUAUGUAAAAUCAGCUUGUUUUUUGACCAAUUCAAGUCGUUUGAAAACUGUCAGCAAUUCCUGUUAG